AGAAGCGCCAUGACCUUGCACGUCGCAGGCAGACCUCCCGUGCGAGUGUGGCUGCCUAUCAUGGCUUGGAAUUCCAGCAUGUACAAAAGUAUACCUGAAUGCUGCUUCUUCCAUUAUGCGCCUUAACAUGUAACUCUAUGUCUUUUCCUGUCAUCCCCUCCCCCUCAAGUGGCAUCUCACUCGAGAAUGUGCUAUAGCCUCUAAUUGCCGGAUAUCAAUCAAUCUUGCAAGUAUUCCGCAGGAUUAGCGGUUCACGACAGGAAAGCAUUUCAGUCGUUCAAUGAGAAGAAAAAUGUGUGAUUCACAAGAUUACCUUUCUGGAAAGCGAGACGUUCACACUAGCAUUGGUGCAGAGGUCAUGGACGAAACGACUGAGAAUACUGAGGUUAAUAAUGUCGGCGUCGAUACCAAUACCUACAACGAUAGCGAUUUUGACGAUCCUUUUUCUUGGUCUAUCCCUCUAGAUAUCGAAAAGGUUCAGGAAAGAAGACAUGGCAUCUUUCUGGGCCCAAAAGGGCCGAAAUCCGUCAGUUCACCAUUCGUCUCUCCUGUCAUUGUUGGCCCCAGUGGGCCCGUAGACUCAGUCCCGCUCGCUGUCAUGGUCGACGAAGUUCGCAGCACCCGAGUCCAGGCAAAGCUCGAACGACCCCUCCAAUUGGGAACAUUCAACGGUUUGACGGCUGUGCUGCUUCGAUUUCAUUUAACUUUUCAGCGAACAUCAGACAGCUGGAUGCAUCGAAUUCGCAAGGCAAGGGUGACCAUUACAUUCGAGGACGCACCCAUAGAUCAAAGUAUGGCAUCUAAUGCCCAUCCAUCGGUUGUGAAAUUCUAUCCUAAGCUCUAUGAGGGUCCUGUUUCCACGGCUUCUAUUGAGCAUACUCUUGAGGCAUCUGCACAAGCAGCUUCAAUGCCCGGCAUUGCGAGCGCAGGCGCUGGAUACAAUCGAAAAAAAGCGUUGACCAAAGAAAACAGAUUAGUCAUUCAUGGUGUCACAUACGGAGAGCCGGCAGCCACGAUUGUCUUCACGAUCAAGGAGAAUGAAAUUUCCAAGAGUGGCAUGCCGAGGCAAAUCGACCUUGCCCUAAUUGUCAACACUCUGUCAGGGAAGAGAUUUUCCGCGUCGGUGGAGAUUCUAGCAGACUAUGGAUUCAGAAGCGGGGCGUUGGGCAUGCCAGCACGCGGAAAAAAUUUGCGGCCUGUUUUUAUUGACCCCGAGGGUCUCCGGCAGAUGGCAAAAGACGGGAAAAGAGGGGUCGAUGGGGCCUUGAUUGUUACAGAAGCUAGCAGUCUGGACAACUUUGCGCUCGACACAUACAGUUCGUUGCCCUACUAAGCAACACGAAUAGCGUGAUUUUUCAAAUAUGAGAAUGUUUCCUGCUCCCGUGGUCGGUUCAACACAUAGUCUUUGUUUGAAAUUUGAGAAAUGAAAUUUGACAUUGGUACGGAGGGAUGGGAGUUUAGACAUUUUUUUUUUGACAGGCACACUAGUCGUUCCAAUCAUCCCAGGAGUGUGGAAUGGAGACAAAGUAUCAUGAUGAGGCAUAGCAGUACUAUACCGGUGGCAUGGAGCAUAUCGUCAUUAUUGAAUGAUUCGUUUCAUUUGUCAAAUUGACAAGAACCACAGAGCCAGCAUUCACCAAUUAGAGAGAUUCUCUUAGUAAGACCAACAGAGAGGACCGCAGGAAAGUCAAGGUUACUUGCCCGAGGCGGGACAAGAUAGACAAGAAGAAGAGAAGGA
Molecule: messenger RNA, 1738 nt
Organism: Xylona heveae TC161
Lineage: Eukaryota; Fungi; Ascomycota; Xylonomycetes; Xylonales; Xylonaceae
Exons: 1
Coding region: 293-1333 (346 amino acids)
Source: RefSeq, a predicted model, not a curated record